Messenger RNA from Rhodotorula toruloides NP11, 1062 nucleotides. RefSeq names its product beta dna polymerase. NCBI's taxonomy places the organism in Eukaryota, Fungi, Basidiomycota, Microbotryomycetes, Sporidiobolales, Sporidiobolaceae. The record is from RefSeq and is a predicted model, not a curated record. Gene Ontology annotation, molecular function: DNA-directed DNA polymerase activity; DNA binding. Gene Ontology annotation, cellular component: nucleus. Gene Ontology annotation, biological process: double-strand break repair via nonhomologous end joining. The transcript is spliced from 9 exons. Bases 1 to 1062 code for a protein of 353 amino acids.
AUGCCCAUCGCAAGCGACCCUAGCAGCGACACCGAGUCGCCCGACGACGAACAAGCUGUCCCCAUGCUCGCCUGCCAUCGCCUCUCACCUCGUCCUUGCGUAAACCAGGCUCUCGUGGAAGAGCUGAAACCGCUGCGGGAGUUCCGCUUCCUGCGGUACGGCACCCAUGCGAAAGAGUCUAUCUCCUACGCUACCGCCGUGUCCUGCAUCAUCGGCACACCCUUCAAGAUCGAAACGGUUGAGCAGGCGGCCAAGAUACCCAAGGUCGGCGAGAAACUCACGCUCAAGAUACAGGAGUUCCUCGAGUACGGGUUCAUCAAGGAGUCGCGAUACGCCAAAGCGAACGAGCUGUACGAGCGAGGCGUCCGAACGCUCGAAGACCUCCGGCGUGCGAUGAACCGCAAGCGCAUCGAUUCGUACCUCAAGUACUACGACGACUUGCAGGAGAAGAUCCCGCGCAGCGAAGUUGAGAGUAUCCUUGCGUUCGUCGAGUUGCAGCUCAACAGGAUCAAGCCGGGCUUCAAGACGCUUCUUUGUGGAGGGUACCGCCGCGGCAAGGAGUUCUCGAACGAUGUCGACAUCUUGAUCACGUAUCCUCACCGAGACGGCGAGGAGCGUGGAGUGCUUCAGGCUCUCGUCGAGCGCAUGCAGCAGAAGAACCUCAUCCCCGAAGACGGCAUCCUAACCCUCACAACCUGCGGCACAGACCGCAUAAUUACCCCGAACCGCUCCGCAACGCUCCUCGACGCACUCGACAAAGCCCUGAUCAUCUUCCGUCACCCCGCGAACGGGACGACACGGGUGAGGGACAAGUACAGGAGGGUGGAUUUGGUGGUUACGACUUGGAGGGAGUGGGGGAGCGCGGUGGUGGGCUGGACGGGGAGUACGCAGUUUGAGAGGGACUUGAGGAGGCAUGCGAAGAGGAUCGACCUCAAAUUUGAUUCGGGCGGAAUUCGUGAUCGCACGACGGACGAGCCUGUCGAAGCGGUCACGGAGAAGGACGUCUUCCGCGUUCUCGGGCUCGACUACAUCCCCCCGGAGAUGCGCAAUGCGGACCCGUAA